AACAAUUUUUGAGCAAAAAAAAGAAAAUAGAAAAAAAUGAAGGAAAUAAUUUGUCCACCCUACAUGAAAAUGGUACAUAUUAUUAUUAUUUGCUGAUUGGCUCGUAACUGAUAAUGAACGCAAUUGGUCUAUUUUGAAUCAGAUCGGUUUUUACAAAUGGGUGUUCGGUUCAUGAAUCUAAGAAGAAAAACGCGCACAGCAACAAAAUACAUUAUUUGUCAAAACGCAGUGAUAAAUUCUUAGAAGUAUCAAGUCGUAUUAGACAUAUCAGUCAAACGGAGCAAUCUGUCAAAUCUCUGUGUAAGAUAAUUUGAACGUGAAGAUGGAGAAAUAUCAACAUAUGAGAGCAUUUAUAUCAGCGGCUGUGGAUUACACCAAGAAUCCCAGUGAAAGUACUAUGUCCGUUAUGCAAAGAAGUCUUGGGAUAAUUAGUGCAUCGCUGGAUUUGAGUAUAUUUGAUCCUGGAACCAGCGUAGCUGCAGAAUUUUAUGUGAGUCUGCAUGAACUCAUGAGAUCCUUAGGAUCACGAUCCACAUUGAUCUGGAGCGCUGUAGAUGUUCUACAAAACGUUUGCCGAAAUAAUUCUGCUAGACAAUCAUUGAUUCACAUAUACAAAUUUGUACCCACAUUGGCAAAGUUAUUGGAGGCAAAUCUGACUACUGAGAAAAAAAUACGAGUGCUGAAACUACUUCAGGAAUUAACAUAUGGAAUUAAAAUAUCAUGGCAAGAAGCUCAUCUUCCCUAUUUAAUUUCAACAUUGACGCAAUGGAUAUUAUUAAAGGAGGAAGAAAUUAUUGCGUUAUCUUUAGGAGUGCUGGUAAAUCUCUGUUAUAAGAAUCUCCCAGCGGUCUACACAUUGAUGAGAACCAUCAAUACUAAAGAUUUCAUCAGAACAUUGUCAAAGCUCCAAGAUCAUGUCAGUAUAAGCAUGCAAUGUUGCAAGCUUCUGAUUAUAUUGGAACAAGUUAAUACCAACAGUUCUGUGAGAUGUCAACACUUUGUGUCGUUAACCUUUGCCAAUCUGAGAACAGCAGUGAAACAGAAAGACAUUUUGUUAUUAAGACAAAUUAUUGAUUUCUUUAACGAUGUUGCACAAAAUGAAUAUAUGCGAAAUGCACUGCUUACAUACUCAAAUUAUGGCAAAGAUGUGGAGAACAUAUUAGCGAUUUUAGAAGAAAAUACAGAUCCAGAAUGCGUGGCUCUCAUCAUGGAAUUCUUACUUUCAUUGGUGAAGUUGAAAUUGGCUGCUUUAACUCCUUUAUAUCCUGCUUGUAUAAAAUCAGCUAUAACAUGGGUACCUGUUGAACAGGUGUGCUCGAAAGCCUUGGCGCUCAUACGUGCUGUGAUAAUUGAUUCCCGUCGUACGAAAAUCUCUACGGAAGUUUUAAUGGAGCUAGAUCCAUCUGUACUUAUGCUCGUGACGAAUCCGAAGAGCGAACAAAACGGAAAUCAAAAUGCGGAAAUGGAAACGAGACAAGCCGAAUUAAUGCAAUUGUUUCAAGAAAUGAUCAAAACUCCUGCACUUAAAAAAAAGAUCAUGCAAUCAUUUAGUGAACAUAUAAUGCGUAGAUUGUUUAGUAAUAUUCUGCAUAAUGAAUUUACUGCCGCGGGAGAUUGGACCAGAAAUUUUAUCCAGAAUGCUUCUACUAGCCUCUACAUUCACGCGUUAGUUUUGACGGCAGACUUGGCGGCUAAUCAUUCCAACUGGUUGACACUGUAUUCUGAAUUGCUUAGUAUGAGACAAGUGCAAAUGAUGCUGGCACUAGCGUUAUUCACCGGUGACGGGGAAGUAAAGCAAAAGGUCCUGCAGUUGACGUCAUCGAUUGGAUUCCCACAUGAAUGUAUUUCCGCAGUGGCACUCUGCAUGAAACAGUUGGAACCAUUGAUAUUGGUUCAGAACAUCAACAACAACAUAUUCGAAGUCACGAAUAAAGCAUCUCCGAAUUACACCGGCAACGAGAUGACACCGUUAUUUUCCAUUGCGCAAGAAGAACGUCUCGAUAUGUUCUUGGCAAAACUCAAAUCAACUUUUGAAGCGAAUCAAAUAGCUGAUAUUUCGACGUCUGCUGUGAUGGAAUUGUAUGAAUAUAAGUUAGCAGCAAUAAGACAUUCCGAAAAGGCAAUGCAAUCGAGCUUAGAAACAGCAAGCAAUCAUUCUACUAGUCUCCAACACAGAUUAGCGCAAGUUAUAGCUGAGUCUAGUAGAUUACAUGAAUUAUUGUUCGACACUCAACAGUGUUUGGAAGGAACAAAAGCUGAAAAAUUAACUUUGACGGGAAAACUUAGCGAGAUGGAAGAACAAUCCAAGAAAGCGCAUCUUAUAAAGAAACAAGAGAUUGAGUCACUGAAAAAAAUUGUGGUAGAAAAAUCGACAAAUUUGGAGCAUCUGAAUAACCAACUGAUGCAACGUACAAAAGAAGUAGAAGCUAGCAACAAUAGAAAUGAAAUGUUAAGCAAAAAAAUCCAAGAAUUAGAUAACGAACGUUUAAGUGCCGAAGCAAAAGUUACAGAUAUGAGUAACAAAAAUCAUGAAUUGACUAAACUUUUGCAAAAAAUGAAGGAUUCUCUCGGCAAAAAAGAACAGGUUUUAGAGAAGAAAAAUGCAGAGAUAGAAGCAAAUCAAAACGAUAUAUCUGCACUCAAACAAGAAAUUCAACAAAUGACGCAAACGUUGCAGAGAUAUGAACAAAUCAUAUCAGAAAAAGAGGAAACUAUACAGAGAAAAGAAACCGAAUUAGUAGACUUGAGCCGCAUGCGAGAUAUAAUCUUUGAACUUACUGCUAAAAACAAAGAUGAUUUAGCAUCAACAAGAUCAAGUUCGAGUUAACAUCUUUUGUAAUUUAGAACUCGUAUUAAAUGUAACAAGUAUAUAAAUGAAAUGCUCUCAAUAUACUUAUAUUCUCAACUAAUGUCAUACAGACGCAUCUAACAAUUGUAUAUUUAAUAACACGUUGUUAUAUUUUAUCAAUAUUA
Molecule: messenger RNA, 2973 nt
Organism: Linepithema humile (Argentine ant)
Lineage: Eukaryota; Metazoa; Arthropoda; Insecta; Hymenoptera; Formicidae
Product: protein CIP2A homolog
Source: RefSeq, a predicted model, not a curated record